AGCGACGGCGGCGGCCGCGGCGGCUGAGUCGGUGGUGGCGGCAGUGGUGGCGGCUGCGGGCUGAGCGGCGAGUUUCCGAUUUAAAGCUGAGCUGCGAGGAAAAUGGCGGCGGGCGGAUCAAAAUACUUGCUGAACAGUGGAGUCACAGACCAAUAAAAAUAAGCUCCGACUUGAACGUCAUUUGACUGGUUAGCCAGUUGCUGAUGUAUAGUCACGAUGAGCGGAUUAGGAGAAAACUCCUUGGAUCCACUGGCCCCUGAUUCACGAAAACGCAAAUUGCCAUGUGAUACUCCAGGACAAGGUUUUACCUGCAGUGGUGAAAAGUGGAGACGGGAGCAGGAGAGUAAAUAUAUUGAAGAAUUGGCUGAACUGAUAUCUGCUAAUCUUAGUGAUAUUGACAAUUUCAAUGUCAAACCAGAUAAAUGUGCAAUUUUAAAGGAAACAGUAAGACAGAUACGUCAAAUAAAAGAGCAAGGAAAAGCUAUUUCUAAUGAUGAUGAUGUUCAGAAAGCUGAUGUGUCCUCUACAGGACAGGGAGUUAUUGAUAAAGACUCCUUAGGGCCACUUUUACUUCAGGCAUUGGAUGGUUUCCUGUUUGUGGUGAAUCGUGAUGGAAACAUUGUAUUUGUGUCAGAAAAUGUCACACAGUAUCUGCAAUAUAAGCAAGAGGACCUGGUUAACACAAGUGUCUACAAUAUCUUGCAUGAAGAAGACAGAAAGGAUUUCCUUAAAAACUUACCGAAAUCUACAGUUAAUGGAGUUUCCUGGACAAAUGAGACCCAGAGACAAAAAAGCCAUACAUUUAAUUGCCGUAUGCUGAUGAAAACACCGCAUGAUAUUCUGGAAGACAUAAACACUGGUCCUGAAAUGCGCCAGAGAUACGAAACAAUGCAGUGCUUUGCCCUGUCUCAGCCUCGAGCCAUGAUGGAGGAAGGGGAAGAUUUGCAAUCCUGUAUGAUCUGUGUAGCACGCCGCAUUACUACAGGAGAAAGAGCAUUUCCCUCAAACCCUGAGAGCUUUAUUACUAGACAUGAUCUUUCAGGAAAAGUUGUCAAUAUAGAUACAAAUUCACUGAGAUCCUCCAUGAGACCCGGCUUUGAAGAUAUAAUCCGAAGGUGUAUCCAGAGAUUUUUUAGUCUUAAUGAUGGUCAGUCAUGGUCCCAGAAACGUCACUAUCAAGAAGCUUAUAUCCAUGGCCAUGCAGAAACCCCAGUGUAUCGAUUCUCAUUGGCUGAUGGAACCAUAGUGACAGCACAAACCAAAAGCAAACUCUUCCGAAAUCCUGUCACAAAUGAUCGGCAUGGCUUUGUCUCAACCCACUUUCUUCAGAGGGAACAGAAUGGGUAUAGAGCAAACACGAAUCCUGUUGGACCAGGCAUUAGACCUCCAGCAGCCGGAUGUAACAGUUCGGUAGGCGGCAUGAGUAUGUCGCCAAACCAAGGUUUACAGAUGCUGAGCAACAGGACCUAUGGCUUGGCUGACCCCAGCACCACAGGGCAGAUGAGUGGGGCUAGGUACGGGGCCUCCAAUCCCAUAGCUUCAAUGAACCCUGGGCCAGGCAUGCAGUCACCAUCUUCCUACCAGAACAGCAACUAUGGUCUCAACAUGAGUAGCCCCCCACAUGGGAGCCCUGGCCUUGGCUCCAACCAGCAGAACAUCAUGAUUUCUCCUCGUAACCGUGGGAGUCCAAAGAUGGCCUCACAUCAGUUUUCUCCUGUUGCAGGUGUGCACUCUCCCAUGGGAUCUUCUGGUAAUACUGGGAGCCACAGCUUUUCUAGCAGCUCUCUGAGUGCACUUCAAGCUAUCAGUGAGGGUGUGGGGACUUCUCUUUUAUCCACUCUGUCUUCACCAGGCCCCAAAUUGGAUAACUCUCCCAAUAUGAGUAUGAGCCAGCCAAAUAAAGUGAACAGUCAGGAUUCCAAGAGUCCCUUGGGCUUGUAUUGUGACCAGAAUCCAGUGGAGAGUUCAAUGUGUCAGUCAAAUAGCAGGGAUCACCUCAGUGACAAAGAAAGUAAGGAGAGCACUGUUGAAGGGUCAGAGAAUCAGAGGGGUCCUCUAGAAAGCAAGGGUCAUAAAAAAUUACUGCAGUUACUUACCUGUUCUUCUGAUGACCGGGGCCAUUCCUCCUUGACCAACUCCCCCCUGGAUUCAAGUUGUAAAGACUCUUCCAUUAGCGUCACCAGCCCCUCUGGGGUCUCUUCUUCCACCUCUGGAGGAGUGUCCUCCACAUCGAAUAUGCAUGGGUCACUGCUGCAGGAGAAGCACCGGAUUCUGCACAAGUUGCUGCAGAAUGGGAAUUCACCUGCAGAAGUAGCCAAGAUUACUGCAGAAGCCACUGGGAAAGACACCAGUAGUACGGCAUCUUGUGUGGAAGGAAAUGUCAAGCAGGAGCAACUAAGUCCUAAGAAGAAGGAAAAUAAUGCACUUCUUAGAUAUCUGCUAGACAGGGAUGAUCCUAGUGAUACACUCUCUAAAGAACUGCAGCCCAAAGUGGAAGGAGUGGACAGUAAAAUGAGUCAGUGCAGCAGCUCCACCAUUCCUAACUCAAGUCAAGAGAAGGACUCUAAAAUUAAGACAGAAACAAAUGAAGAGGGAUCUGGAGACUUGGAUAAUCUAGAUGCUAUUCUUGGUGAUCUGACUAGUUCUGACUUCUACAAUAAUUCCAUAUCCACAAAUGGUAGUAAUCUGGGAACCAAGCAACAAAUGUUUCAAGCAACUCAUUCUCUGGGUCUGAGGAGUCCACAGUCUGUGCAGGCCAUUCGUCCCCCAUAUAACCGAGCAGUGUCUCUAGAUAGCCCUGUUUCUGUUGGCUCAAGUCCUCCAGUAAAGAAUAUCAGUGCUUUCCCCAUGUUACCAAAGCAGCCCAUGUUGGGUGGGAAUCCAAGAAUGAUGGAUAGUCAGGAAAAUUACGGCUCAACUAUGGGUGGACCAAACAGAAAUGUGACUGUGAAUCAGACUCCUUCCUCAGGAGACUGGGGCUUACCAAACUCAAAGGCCAGUAGAAUGGAAACUAUGAGUGCCAACUCCAUGGGAAGACCAGGAGCAGAUUAUAAUGCUUCUCUUCCCAGACCUGCAGUGGGCGGCUCGAUGCCCACCUUGCCUCUGCGGGCCGGUAGCAUCCCAGGGGCGAGACCAGUGUUGCAGCAGCAGCAGCAGAUGCUUCAAAUGCGGCCUGGUGAGAUUCCCAUGGGAAUGGGAGUCAGUCCGUAUGGCCAGGCAGCACCGUCUAACCAACCGGGUUCCUGGCCAGAUGGCAUGUUGUCCAUGGAACAGGGCCCUCAUGGGACUCAAAAUAGGCCACUUCUUAGGAAUUCCCUGGAUGAUCUCCUUGGGCCACCUUCUAACCUAGAAGGGCAGAGUGAUGAAAGAGCAUUGUUGGACCAGCUGCACACUCUCUUGAGCAACACAGAUGCCACAGGCUUGGAAGAAAUUGACAGAGCUCUGGGCAUCCCUGAACUUGUAAAUCAAGGACAAACUUUGGAGUCCAAACAGGAUGCUUUCCAGGGCCAAGAAGCGGCAGUAAUGAUGGAUCAGAAAGCAGCAUUAUAUGGGCAGACGUACCCGGCACAGGGGCCUCCAGUGCAGGGAGGCUUUAAUCUUCAGGGACAAUCACCAUCUUUUAACUCAAUGAUGAAUCAGAUGAACCAGCAAGGCAAUUUUCCUCUCCAAGGAAUGCACCCAAGGGCCAACAUCAUGAGACCCCGGACAAACACCCCCAAGCAGCUCCGGAUGCAGCUUCAGCAGAGGCUGCAGGGCCAGCAGUUUUUGAAUCAGAGCCGUCAGGCACUGGAGAUGAAAAUGGACAGCCCCACUGCUGGGAGUGCUGCCGUGGUGAGGCCCAUGAUGCAGCCCCAGGUCACCUCCCAGCAGGGUUUUCUGAACGCCCAGAUGGUGGCUCAGCGCAGCAGGGAGCUGCUGAGUCAUCACUUCCGACAGCAGCGGGUGGCCGUGAUGCAGCCGCAGCCGCCGCAGCCGCCCGCGUUCAGCCCGCCCCCGAACGUGACCGCCUCCCCCAGCAUGGAUGGGGUUCUGGCAGGGCCCGUGAUGCCGCAGGCUUCUCCCCAGCAGUUUCCAUAUCCACCAAAUUAUGGAAUGGGACAGCAACCAGAUCCGGCCUUUGGUCGCGUGUCUAGUCCUCCCAAUGCAAUGAUACCCUCAAGAAUGGGUCCCUCCCAGAAUCCCAUGAUGCAGCACCCUCAGACCACACCCAUGUAUCAGUCCUCGGAAAUAAAGGGCUGGCCGUCAGGAAACCUGGCCAGGAACAGCUCCUUUCCCCAGCAGCAGUUCGCCCACCAGGGGAGCCCUGCAGCAUACAGUAUGGUGCACAUGAAUGGCAGCAGUGGUCCCAUGGGACAGAUGAACAUGAACUCCAUGCCCAUGGCUGGCAUGCCUAUGGGUCCUGAUCAGAAAUACUGCUGACACCUCUACAUCAGGACCUCCAAGGAAAUCACUGUACAAAUGACCCUGCACUGGGAUUAUCGGGAGUAAAGAAUCAUCGUCCUGCACACCCAGCUCUGACGAAAGAACCAGCUUUGAUCUCCGGGAAGGGUAUUCCGAGUGAUGUCAUUUGAGCAGGACUGGGUUUGAAGUGGACAUGCGAUGUCUACCUGUAUUAUUCCUCCUCCUGUGUAUCAUGGAGUUCAAAACAUAUUUUUGGCAUUCUGCCUCUUAGGGAUGGGAUUCUGGAGGUACGGAGUGUUACUGAUCCCUUCUUUCUGCCUGGCUGUCAAGAGUGUUUCAGAUAAAUGUGGGCGGGCUAGAGAACCUCAGAGAAGCCCAGAGAGGCGAGGAGGUCUGGUUUCUCUAGUGGCAGUACUGGGUGGAGAGCACAGUCGCGGCCUUCACGUGUCCUUGUCACGACCAGAUAGUUCUGUGUUCUCACCCGACUCUGUCCCGAGAAGUUGGCCUUUCUGAAUUCUUCUAAUGAUUGUGUUGAGCUGCUCCAGCCCUGUUCUUGACUGUCCUGGACUUUUUGCUGAGUAGGAACUUCCUCUGUCCCUAACUGUCAUGUAAUACUUCACCUCCAGGAGCUGUCCUUGAUGUCACAUGGCUCUGCGGAAGGGACAGUGAGAUGACAGUAUUUAGUUGCAGCAGUAGCAAUUUUUCACAUGCUAACGUGCAGCCGAGUGCACUUUAUUUAAAAAGUAAUGGAUAAAUGCAAUAUUCUUGAGGUCUUGAGGAAUGGUGAACCACAUUCCCGGUUUUUGUCUGAACUAAUCCGUUGGACAAGAGCGAUGGUUUUUGUUGUUGUUGAAAGUACUGGUGUCACCCUUUGCCUAUAUGGUAGAGCAAUAAUGCUUUUUGAAAAUAAACUGCAGAAAACCCAAGGCCAGGUACUGCAUUCUGAAUCAGAAUUUCGCAGUGUUUCUGUGAAUAGAUUUUCUUUUGUAAAUACGACCUUUAAGAUAUUGUA
Messenger RNA from Odobenus rosmarus divergens (Pacific walrus), 5413 nucleotides. It is a transcript of the gene NCOA3, whose product is annotated as nuclear receptor coactivator 3. Lineage: Eukaryota; Metazoa; Chordata; Mammalia; Carnivora; Odobenidae. Gene Ontology annotation, molecular function: nuclear receptor binding; protein dimerization activity. The transcript has 23 exons. Gene Ontology annotation, biological process: positive regulation of transcription by RNA polymerase II; cellular response to hormone stimulus. Gene Ontology annotation, cellular component: nucleus. The record is from RefSeq and is a predicted model, not a curated record. Bases 217 to 4419 code for a protein of 1400 amino acids.